Messenger RNA from Sphenostylis stenocarpa, 1308 nucleotides. The record is from the annotation of a GenBank genome assembly. NCBI's taxonomy places the organism in Eukaryota, Viridiplantae, Streptophyta, Magnoliopsida, Fabales, Fabaceae.
AUGGCGGCAAUGUCCACAUCUCCAAUGAACCUUAACAUGAUUGACUCUAACUUCGAAGUCGACAAGCUCACCUACGAAAUAUUCUCCAUUCUCGAGAACAAUUUCCUCUUCGGCUACGGCGACGCGGAGAAUCGCACCAAUUCCGUUCCUAACGCCGUCAAUUUUCCGGCGGGGGAUGCCAAACCGGUGAAACACGCCGCCGGCAAGGUCAGGAUCCUCUGCAUUGAUGGCGCCGGCGCCACCGAUGGCAUCCUCGCUGCGAAGUCCCUCGCGCACCUCGAGGCCUGUCUCCGCCGCAAGUCCGGCGACGUGAACGCGCGUGUCGCGGACUUUUUCGACGCCGCCGCUGGCUCCGGCGUCGGCGGCGUACUUGCCGCGCUGCUCUUCACGCGCGGGAAGGAUGGUCAGCCGCUGUUUACCGCCGAAGAGGCGCUGAAGUUUCUCACUGACAACCGCCGCAAGAUUACCCGGCGGCCGGGGAUCCUCCGGCGAGUGCUACGGCCCGAGGCUAAGGCGGAGAAGCUCUUCCGAAAGACGUUUGGAGAGUGCACGCUGAAGGACACCGUGAAGCCGGUGCUGAUCCCGUGCUACGACCUCGUCACGCGCGCGCCGUUCGUUUUCUCGCGCGCCGACGCGCUGGAAAUGGACGGGUACGAUUUCAAGAUGCACGACGUAUGCGCUGCCACGUCAGCGGACCCUUCCUUUGCGGGCCCUACCGAGAUGCGGUCCGUCGACGGCAGGACCAAGAUCAUGGCCGUCGAUGGAGGCGUUGCGAUGAACAAUCCAACGGCUGCUGCCAUCACGCACGUGCUAAAUAAUAAACACGAGUUUCCUUUCUGUAAUGGUGUCUCCGACCUCCUCGUACUCUCCCUCGGUAACGGAGAGUCAGACUUUAACGCCGUUAAGUCACCGUCGGGUUUCGUAAGGAUAGCUGGCGAAGGAGCUUCCGAUACGGUUGAUCAAGCCGUAUCAAUGGCAUUUGGUGAUUGUCGGAUGAGCAAUUAUGUGCGGAUUCAGUCAAACGGUGUUAUAAACAAGGGAGUGCAGAUGAAAUCGGAUUUGUUGGCAGUUUCUGAGGCGAUGUUGAGCCAGAAGAACGUUGAAUCCGUUUUGUUCAAGGGGAAGAAGGUGGCAAAUAACACCAACUUGGAGAAGUUAGAGUUGUUUGGGGGAGAGAUAAUUAAGGAGGAACAAAGAAGAAAAACCAGCAUUUUACCAACCGUGGUGUUGAAGAACAACAAUGCCUCCCCCUCCCCCAGCAGAACCUCCUCUGCCACUACGUUGUCCACUUUGUCUUCGAAUUGUUGA